AGGAGGAUGGACGCCGGGGAGGCAGCGCCGCCGGCAGGGGCGGGCGGCCGCGCGGCGGGCGCCUGGGGCAAGUGGGUGCGGCUCAACGUGGGGGGCACGGUGUUCCUGACCACGCGGCAGACGCUGUGCCGGGAGCAGAAGUCCUUCCUCAGCCGCCUGUGCCAGGGCGAGGAGCUGCAGUCGGACCGGGAUGAGACCGGGGCCUACCUCAUUGACCGCGACCCCACCUACUUUGGCCCCAUCCUGAACUUCCUCCGGCAUGGCAAGCUGGUGCUGGACAAGGACAUGGCGGAGGAGGGGGUCCUGGAAGAAGCUGAGUUCUACAACAUUGGCCCCCUGAUCCGUAUCAUCAAAGACCGGAUGGAGGAGAAGGACUACACUGUCACACAGGUGCCACCCAAGCACGUGUACCGUGUGCUGCAGUGCCAGGAGGAGGAGCUCACGCAGAUGGUCUCCACCAUGUCUGACGGCUGGCGCUUCGAGCAGCUGGUAAACAUCGGCUCCUCCUAUAACUACGGCGGCGAGGACCAGGCAGAGUUCCUGUGUGUGGUGUCCAAGGAGCUCUGUAGCUCCCCACAUGGGCUGAGCUCCGAGUCCAGCCGCAGAACCAAGAGCGCGGAGGAGCAGCUGGAGGAGCAGCAGCAGGAGGAGGAGGUGGAGGAGGUGGAGGUGGCACAGGUGCAGGUGGAGGCAGAUACGCAGGAGAAAGGUUCCCGUCCGCACCCUCUCAGACCUGAGGCUGAGCUUGCCAUGAGGGCUUCUCCUUGGCCCCUCGCCCACCCCCAGAGCCGCUGUCCCUGGUUUGUAGUCUGGCGGAGCUGGAGGGAGGGCGGAAGCGAGGAGGGGGCUCAUCUCUGGCUCCUUGGACUUAUGCCGAGCUUUCUGCGGCUUUUCUCCCCCACCCACGUUUCUCAGCCUGUCUUGGCCUUGGGUGGGAAGCUCUGAGAGGAGGAGAGGGUUAGAGUGGAAACGUUCCCACUUACUGGUAAACACCAGAGCCACGCUGGGGAGGAGGGAAGGGACACUGAAGCUGAGGCCUGGACCUCAUCCCUGCACGUCCGGCAGCUGUGCAUCACUGCCUGGUGACACUGGUUCCAUUUCCUGGGGCUGGGGAGGACAUGUCCACAGUCUGAUUCCCUGGACCUAUAAGUAGUCACCUAGAGCUGCUGAGGAUUGGGGUGUGGCCAGAACCGCCCUGGCCAGGUGCUCAGAAGCCCCCAUUCAGUCUUAGCUGCCUGCUUGGUGACCUUGGGCAAGUCACUGUCCCUCUCUGGGCCACUGUUGCCUCUAAAAUGGAGAAGGACAGCUGUUCUCUGUGAUCCUUUUUAUCUGGGACUGCAGUGACCUGCCUCUCCUGUCCCUGACCCCUCUGGCCAGAGUCUUGGGAGAGAACCUGGAUUCUCUAAGCGGCCACAGGAGAGCCACUGCUCACGCCCCAGGUGGGGGUCCCCUUUCUGCCCACCCCCCUCGGCUCUGACUCCCUGUCUGUGGGCCUCAGCCCCACGUCCUCCUCCAGAUGGGGCCUGUGACUCACCUGUUCUUUCUCUCUCCCUCUCUCCCUCCUCCCUCCUUCCAUUUCAAUCUCCUUUCUGCCCUUCUCCUGGCCCGCACAUCCCCCCUCCGGCCCUGUCCCCUCAUCUCCCUCCCUGGUGUUCUGACCACCACCCCUGCCCCCUGCCCCUUCCUCCUCUUAUUUUCUAGCUGUUACAAGCCAGAGGUACCCGGAUGUGAGGCCUCAGAUCACCUCCAGGGACUUGGGGUUCCGAUCUGAAAUCCUUUAUUUUUGUACCAUGGGGUGGGCCGGAGGCCUGAGGCGGAGGAAGGGCACUCCCUCUUGCCACUUCUGUCUGCACCUGUGGGGGUCCACUGGGCCCUCUCAAGCCCUGUGGUGGGCCCUGGGACUCUUGGGCAGAGCUGCCUGCCUGUGGCCAAAGUGUGGUGCCGUCCAGCAGUGUCUCCCCAGCCCCUCUGUCCCCUCCCCCGGGGCUCCCUGCUGCAUGGCAGAUGCACUCUCUCCUGGCCCAGUCACGGCAUCUCCUUGAGCGUUGGUCUCUUUGUCAGUCGGGGUAACCUCUCCCACCCUACCUACCUCACAGGGUUGUUGUGAGGGUACAGAGAGGAACAGGGUUGGGAAAGCCCUCCGGGAGUGCAUAAAGCACUAGGCAGGGCCAAGGGCAUGCCCUUCACCCUGCCUAGGGAGCCGAAAAAGACUGGGCUAACCCCCAACAGGACACUGUGCAAGUAGGGGUUCAGGGUGUGGGCAUUUGGCACUGUCUGGAGGGGGGAUGGGUGACUCAGCCUUCACCUUGGCUGUUCCCCUGCCCCAUCUUCACUGCUAGCAGAGAGCCCUGGCCACGGGGGUAGGGGGUGAGCAGAAGUGGGUCAGCAGGGCCCCUCAGUGACUCAGGAACUUGCCAGGGGAGAGUCUGGGGCGGCGGGGGCUGAGGGUCCCCUCCUGCGUUGACUUGCUGGGAUGGGUACUUGCUUCUCAGCUGUGUCCGACCCUACCAUGUAAUAAUAAAACCUGAAGAAUCAGCCUGGCCUGGCUGCCUUCCCUCUUUCUCAGGGCCACUUUUGGAGACAGGGGCUAAACUGAAGGUAGAACAGACUGACCCAAAGGUAAUGGAGCUUUUCCCCAAAGCCCAGAGACCCUGUCCUGUUGUCACUCUCCUCUGUGUGUAUGGCAGGGGUUGGGGGUACAUGGCCACAUCCCCUUCCCAGUGCUGGCCACUGUGGGCAGCUGGUAAAAUAGAAACAGCCCAGGUGGGGGGCCAGGCCAUGAGAGCUUGGCCUUGCUGGGGGACCUUUGGCAAGUGCCUGCCACUCUCUGGGCCUCAGUUUUCUCAUCUAUAAGAUGAGGCGUUGGACCAGAUGACCAUAAGGCCCAAUCCUGUGGAGUCAUGCAGGCAGCCAGACCAAUGUGGAGAUGCUGCGGGGGCUGCAAGUACGAACUCCCCUGGAACCAGGAGACCCAGCCCUCCUCAGCCUUGCUGCUGCCCUCCCCUGCCUUUCCCACUGUCCCAUGGUCCCCUGUGCUCACUGACUUCAUUCUGACCUGCCCAAGACAGCCUUGGCUGCAUCUGAAACCUCCCCAGGACACCUCCACCCAUCCCUGCUUCUGCCAGCCUAUGUCCAGUCAGGCCUCAAGACCAAGGAAGAAUAAACAAGUGGGCCUCCCACCCCACCUCUCCCCCAGGACACCACACUCACCAAAGUCGGCCUCGCUUUUUGUGUCCACCUUUGCUUCCAUAAGAAUCACAGGAUGGGGAGGGGGCUUGUUACAAGAACAGAUUACUGCCCCUCACCUCCCACCAUAGAAAAUCAGCCCGUUGCCCUUGAAUUGAUUCCAACUCCUAGCAAUCCUGUAGAAAAGAGUGGAACUGCCCUAUAGUGUUUCCAAGGCUGUAAAUCUUCAUGGAAGCAGACUGCCACAUCUUUCUUCCAAAGAGUGACUGGUGGGUUUAGACCACUGGCUUUAUGGUUAGCAGCCCAGAUUUUGAUGAAGAUGGGGUGGGGCCCAGGAAUUAGCAUUUUAGCAGUGCAACCAAGGUGAUUACAAUGAGGUAGGACCCGAGAGCCACUGGGUGGAGUUCAUUAACAUCCGGUCCCCACUCCUAGGUGCGUCCGUCUAUAGCGGCCACCCCACUGUCCAGCUCCCUGCCUCCAGGCUGCCCCAUCUCCUGGGGCCUGGACACCCCCUCUGCCUGCAGCUGCCUGGCUAUGCACAAAUGGGGCUGCUGCAGAUCUGAAAACCCUCCCCUAGUGGAGGUCACCACUUGACCAUCUGUCUGACCUAUUCUGGUGGCUUGCAUGUCACUAUUAUGCUGGAAGCUCUGACACUGAUAUUUCAGUUACCAGCAGGGUCACUUUUACGGUGGGCAGAUUACAGCGAAGCUUCCAAACUAAGUCUAGGAAGAAGGAUCUGGCGAACUACUUCUGAAAAAAUUGGCCAGUGAAAACUUUAUGGAUAUCAGCAGGACAUUGUUUGAUAUACCGCUGGGAGAUGAGCCCCUCAGGUUGGAAGGCACUCAAAAUACAACUAGGGAAGAGUUGGCUCCUCUUCGACCUUAAUGACUUGCAUGGAGUAAACCUUUCAGAACUUUUAUUUGCUGUGGCAAAAUGAGAAGAAACAGCUUCAAACAUCCAUUCAUAAUCGGAGUGUGCAAUGUACGAAGCAUGAAUCCAGGAAAAUUGGAAGUUGUCAAAAAUGAAAUGGAAUGCAUGAACAUCAAUAUCCUAGGCAUUAGUGACCUGAAGUGGACUGGUAUCAGCCAUUCUGAAUCAAUCAUAUAUGGUCUACUAUGCUGGAAAUGACAAAUUGAAGAGGAAUAGCGUUGCAUUCAUCAAGAAGAACAUUUCAAAAUCUAUCCAGAAAUACAGUGCUGUCAAAACCAAAAACCAAACCCAGUGCCGUCGAGUCGAUUCCGACUCAUAGCGACCCCAUAGGACAGAGUAGAACUGCCCCAUAGAGUUUCCAAGGAGUGCCUGGAGUAUUUGAACUGCCGACCCUUUGGUUAGCAGCCAUAGCACUUAACCACUAUACCACCAGGGUUUCCUAGUGCUGUCAGUAAUAGGUUAAUAUCCAUACACCUAUAAGGAAGACCAGUUAAUACAACUAUUAUUCAAAUUUACACACCAGCCACUAAUGCCAAAGGGGAAGAGAUUGAAGACUUUACCAACUUCUGCAGUCUGAAGUUGAUCAAACAUGCAAUCAAGAUGCAUUGAUAAUUGGUGAUUGGAAUGUGAAAGUUGGAAAAGAAGAAGAAGGAUUGGUAGUUGGAAAAUAUGGCCUUGGUGAUAGAAAAAGUGUUGGGGAUCACCUGAUAUAAUUUUGCAAGACCAGUGACUUAUUCAUUGCAAAUACCUUUUCUCAACAACAAAUACAGCGACUAUACACAUAGACCUCACCAGAUGGAAUACACGGGAAUCAACUCAGCUACACCUGUGGAAAGAGACGAUGGAGAAGCUCAGUAUCAUCAGUCAGAACAAGGCCAGGGGCCAGCUGUGGAACAGAUCACCAAUUGUUCAUAUGCAAGUUCAAGUUGAAGCUGAAGAAAAUUAGAGCAAGCGCACGAGAGCCAAAAUACGACCUUGAGUAUA
Molecule: messenger RNA, 5100 nt
Organism: Loxodonta africana (African savanna elephant)
Lineage: Eukaryota; Metazoa; Chordata; Mammalia; Proboscidea; Elephantidae
Gene: KCTD17
Product: potassium channel tetramerization domain containing 17
Exons: 7
Coding region: 7-945 (312 amino acids)
Biological process (GO): positive regulation of cilium assembly; protein homooligomerization; proteasome-mediated ubiquitin-dependent protein catabolic process
Cellular component (GO): cytoplasm; Cul3-RING ubiquitin ligase complex
Molecular function (GO): cullin family protein binding
Source: RefSeq, a predicted model, not a curated record